This is a messenger RNA of Linum trigynum, 339 nucleotides long. The record is from the annotation of a GenBank genome assembly. Lineage: Eukaryota; Viridiplantae; Streptophyta; Magnoliopsida; Malpighiales; Linaceae.
AUGGAUCUAGAAGUUGUUGGCCGACACGCCCUGCUCUUCGACGACGAUGCCAUGGCGGAGUUCACCAACUCCUCAAGUGCCCUCGUCGAAUGGAACUCUCUCUCAAUCGACCACUACGAUGUUCGUCAUCUCCUUACCGACCCUCUUCCACCGCGUGCCCGUCGGCGACACCAUCAGAAAGAUGCUCUUGAAUCGGAGCUAGAUCUCGAGCGCUACCAGGAUUUUCUGUCGAUUCCCGAUGAGCAAGGUCAAAUUUUCUUUGAUUCUGCUACUUUACAACUUUGCAGAUUUGUGAUUGUAUUCUCUUGGAUUUGCUUUUAUUGCUCUUUGCCCAAGUAG